This is a messenger RNA of Tripterygium wilfordii, 2532 nucleotides long. Its product is annotated as transcription factor HBP-1b(c38)-like. The record is from RefSeq and is a predicted model, not a curated record. Bases 662 to 2209 code for a protein of 515 amino acids. Lineage: Eukaryota; Viridiplantae; Streptophyta; Magnoliopsida; Celastrales; Celastraceae. The transcript has 12 exons. Gene Ontology annotation, biological process: DNA-templated transcription; regulation of DNA-templated transcription. Gene Ontology annotation, molecular function: sequence-specific DNA binding; DNA-binding transcription factor activity.
CAGGUUGGAAGGAUCGGAUUUGUACGCUACACUUCUCCCACUCUCUUCGAAAACCUUGGUAGAAAACAAAAUUACAAAAUAGGCUCAAUUUUCAAGGAGUUUAGAAAAUUCGUUGUAUACGUACCAAAAGUAUACAUACAAUAAGUACCCAUCAAGAAAAAAAGAUUCCAAUUUUAAUCAUCAACAAGACCCACUGGUUAGGGUUUUUGUUAUUGUUGGGGCUCCUCCUAAAUUUCUGCUUCUGGGUCGACUCAAUUGGAGAUAAGAUUCAGUACUUCUCAAGCUGUGACUCUCAUGGUGGUUGUUCUGCUUUGAGGGUUUAUUUCACUCCCUGAUUCUGUUGUUUCAGCUCCAAGAGAAGUGUGUUGUGAAGUUUGUUUUAAGAGAUUUCUGCUUUUUUAUUUGGGUUUGCUUAGUCUGAAGGUACUUUGUUUUGUUUGUUUGUUUUUUCUCUUUCUUUUUUUUUGUAUCAAAAGCUCUGUUUCUCCAUUUCUUUUUGUAAUUUGUUGGGUUUUUUUGUUUGUAGAGGUAUUUCACUAUUUUGUAUUGUAAAGCUUGCAAAUUUUGCGUUGAGUGUGCUGAUUAGGAAUGAACCUAGUGAAGUGAAAGUUUUGAUUUUAAUUGGAGAAGAUACCGAUAUAGUUCACGAUUAUGGUGAUUCAUGGGUAGUAAAGCAGCAGAUAUUGGGGCAAAAAACGAUAAUAAAGCUAUGACCGGCAUGCCGAGCUUCAUUGCUCCAGUUUUUCCUUCUUCAAAUCACAUGUAUUGGAUUUGCCCUUCUUGGAUCAAAUAUGGUGCCAGUUCAGUCUCAGUGGGGAAGAUAGAUUGCAUAGGUCAUGUAAUUUGUGAUGACAGGAAACUAUUCCAACUGUAUACAUUACUAACUGAGUAUGUACAAUGUGCUGCUGAAGAAAACAAUAUUCGCUCCUCUAGAAUCUCAGAUUUUGCAACACUUGAGCAGUCUCUUGGAUUUCGGAUAGAAGAUGCUGUUGACCUUAGUAGAAAUCCUGUGUUCAAUCAACUAAAGUCAAGAAGUCAGGCAGUAGGUGCCAACGUUCAAUUUGGCGCUCUAAAUAAGCAUCUUAUACCCACAGAUACGAACAUCUCUGCUGCCGUUGUGGGUUCCCAAACUUUAGCAUCACAGAAGAAAAUACAACCAAAUCUGGUUUCUAUGCCUGGCAGUCAUUGUGAGAACUGGGGAGAGUCCAAUAUGGCAGAUGCAAGUCCUAUAACUGAUACCUCUACAGAUGAUACGGAUGAAAAAAUUCAAAGGGUGAUGGGUGAUAGGGGUCAGUCAACAGCUAUUCUGGCGUCGGAUUCCAGGGGCAAAUCCAAAGAAAAAGCAGGGGAUCAAAAGAUACUGCGUAGGCUGGCUCAAAAUCGUGAAGCGGCCCGUAAAAGUCGAUUAAGGAAAAAAGCAUAUGUACAACAACUAGAGAGCAGUGGACUGAAACUGACCCAACUUGAGCAAGAGCUCCAGCGAGCUCGCCAGCAGGGUGUUUUCAUUUCGAGUUCUGGAGACCAAUCACACUCAACGAAUGGGAAUGGUGCCUUAGCAUUUGAUGUAGAAUAUGCUCGGUGGCUAGAGGAACACAACAGACAUAUCAGUGAGCUAAGGGCGGCUGUCAAUUCACAUGCGGGGGACAAUGAACUUCGCACUGUUGUUGACAAUAUAAUUACACAAUUUGAUGAUGUUUUCAGGCUUAAAGGCAAUGCAGCAAAAGCUGAUGUCUUCCGCAUCUUGUCUGGAAUGUGGAAGACACCAGCAGAGCGGUGCUUCAUGUGGAUUGGUGGCUUCCGCUCAUCUGAACUCCUCAAGCUCCUUGUUACUCAAUUAGAGCCUCUCACUGAACAACAGUUGAUGGCCAUCUACAACUUGCAGCAAUCAUCCCAACAGGCUGAAGAUGCUCUGUCGCAAGGGAUGGAGGCAUUGCAGCAAUCUUUGGCUGAGACAUUGGCCAAUGGCUCACCUGGAUCUUCAUCUGGGAACGUGGCAAACUACAUGGGUCAAAUGGCUAUGGCCAUGGGAAAGCUCGGAACUCUUGAGGGGUUCCUUCGUCAGGCCGACAAUCUACGUCAACAAACAUUACAACAAAUGCAUCGAAUAUUGACAACCCGACAAUCGGCCCGUGCCCUUCUCGCAAUAAACGACUAUUUCUCUCGACUCCGAGCCCUCAGCUCUCUCUGGCUGGCUAGGCCUCGCGAGUGAGCAGCUGCAGAUUCUUCCUUCAUGAGAUUGUCUUGAAAAGCAUGACCACCUAAACUGAUAGGAAUCAUACGUGACCCCCCCCCCCCCCCCCCCAUAAGACCCUCUGAAGUCUUCGCGGCGCCAUCUUAAUGUAAUUAUAGGCGCCCAUCUUCUUGUGUUGUAAAAAUAUUUUGGUCAGCUUCUCUCUUAAGAAAUUGUAGAAGUGUUGGUAGUUUUUAGGGUACGGCUAUAUUCUUGUAUACCAAUUGUUAAAUUAAAUCAGGUUUAUUACUUUUUGUGUGCCUAAAUUUUGCAUAACAUGUAUAUAAGCAUGUAUUUUUCAA